AUGCAAGUUGCCAAGCGGUGCGUCUUCUUAUUGGCCCUAACGACCAUUCUUUUAUGUAUUCUUGCACUCAGCUGCUUCCAUGAUCAUCAACAACAGGAUGGAAUGAUCGGAAUAAAUUAUGUCAUGGCUAAGGAAGAGGAAGAUGUUGCUGCUAAUUUUUGGAAUGCCAUUCCUACCAAAACCAUUGAAACAACACCAUCAUCAUCAUUGGAUGAUACAGCUUCUCCAGAUGAGGAAGAAGAGGAGCCUCGCACAAAAGAAGACCUUAGCAAGGCAUCAUCGGAAAGUACAUCCAAUGAAGAAGAUGAAUUUGAAUUUGCCGAAGAUGAUUUUACUUCUAUUCAAAGUAAGAUGAAUCUUCAACAACAAGAAGAAAACAAGGAAAAACCAGCUGAGGAAGAAGCAACAGAAAAGGAACCCGUCCGAUUAUUUGGCUUCCCCAAACAAGAACACUUUUAUUAUGAAAUGGGAAUUGGAGCCUUUAUUCUUGUAUCAGUCAUGGUUUACUUGAUGGGAAGAAUGAGUUCGGAAUCAACAUUUAAGAAUUGGGCAGAAAACAAUGCAUUGAGAAGAGUUUUGGAAAAACAUUUCACCAAGGUGAACUUUAUGCGUGAUGGAGCCAAUCAAUUUAUUGUCUAUGCAACGGGUAAUGAAGCAAUGAAACACCUCACAUUUAAGGUGACCUUACCAAAUAAGCAAGAUUUACUCAUGGGAAUGAUGGUGAAGCCAUUCAUGAGCAUGUUGAGUGGAGGAUCAUUGUUUAGCGAACCUGAAAUCAUUCUCGAAAUUACUCUUCCAAGAUCGUUUGCAGUUCUUUUUGGAUUGAGUGAUCCAAAGAAUUAUAAGAGUUUUUUAAAACAACAUGAACCUUUGCAACUCUAUACAAAGCAUGCUUCAUUGGAGGUUGCAGGAAAGCGAUACGAAUGUUUUACAGAUACUCCAAGAUUGAUUGGAAAAAUCACAACUCAAUCUUUUGUCUCAAAUUUGGAUGCCGAUUUUUUGAUAAGUGACCUUCUGAAACCACGUACAGCUGCCACUCAUUUGAUUCAAUGCAUCACAUUGAGAACCAAGAUUAGCUAUAACAAGACACUCAAAAGCAAUAGCUCGGAAGCAGUUUCAAAAAGCAGCAAGACUGCAAAAUUCGAGAAUUGGCUUGAUGAAAUGUUACACUUCAUUUCUUUUGAGUUUACUUUGACUCCACAAGAGGCCGAUAAAAAUUUGAAAAAUAGAUUGGAAAUUCAAGAAAAUAUUGAGAGAGAAAAGCAAAAGGAAAAGCUGAAGGAAGAAUCCAAAGAAAAUCGACUGAAAAAACUUUCCUCAUCUAAGAAAAAGUAA
Naegleria lovaniensis is the source of this 1335-nucleotide messenger RNA. RefSeq lists its product as uncharacterized. The record is from RefSeq and is a predicted model, not a curated record. Gene Ontology annotation, molecular function: calcium ion binding. NCBI's taxonomy places the organism in Eukaryota, Heterolobosea, Eutetramitea, Acrasida, Naegleriidae. Gene Ontology annotation, biological process: endoplasmic reticulum calcium ion homeostasis. The coding region runs from base 1 to 1335 and encodes 444 amino acids. Gene Ontology annotation, cellular component: endoplasmic reticulum. The transcript has a single exon.